AUGGCCCUUAAAAACAUUUUCAUUGCUAGACACGGGUUUAGAUCGAAUUGGUUGCCUCCUCCGCACCCAGUAAGUCCCACUGGCAUUGACUCAGACUCUCCACUAGCAGAGCAUGGUAUCGAACAAGCCCACCAAUUGGCUUCCUACUUAGUGUCCAUAGAUCCGAAGCCGGAUAUGAUUUUGACAUCUCCAUUUUACCGCUGUAUCGAAACUUCUCAACCCAUUGCAGAGUCAUUGGACAUCGACAUCUGCUUGGAUCGAGGUGUAGGGGAAUGGUACAAGAAAGAUAGACCUACUAUUCCUCAACCUGCCUCUGUCGAUGCUUUGUCAAAAUUCUUUCCAAAACGGCUAAAGACCGAUAUUGCGGAUAUCAGUGGAGUUGUCCCUUCAGCUCUAGGUGAAUCAGAAGAUGAAAUAUUGGCAAGAUGUCAGGAAUUUUGGAGAAACUUUAUACCACAACUGGAGAAAGUCCAGCCUCAGGUAGAAAAUUUGCUCAUUGUAACCCAUGCAGCUACCAAGAUUGCCUUAAUUAUGUCUUUAUUAGGAUACAAUUCAGUAAGAGAUAACUUGAAACCAAAGGAUCGAGUUGACUCUUACGAGACAAUCCAAACUGGGUCAUGUUCUUUAUCCAAGUUGACCCUAAACAGUUCCCAAUGGGAACUCAAGAUGAAUGGAAUGACUGAUUUUUUGACGAAUGGCACAGAAAUGAACUGGAAUUUCACAAGUGGAUUUGAAGCUGGAUCAGAUGAAGAUAUUGCCAGCAGAAAAGCAGCCGCAGAAAAAGCGGAGGCCAAAAAAAAGUUGGAAGAAACUUCGGAUGAUGAGUAUGAAGACGUUUACUUUACCUUGGAACUGCCUUCUUCCAGACAUUCCACUCUUGCAAAUCCCUUUGAUGUGCCAUUGGCUCCAAAAGCAAGGAAAAAGCGAUCAGAGCCAAAGACUGAAAGAGGUGAUCAAGGAGGGGAGGAUGACGACUCAGAAGAAGGUAAGGAGGAUCCUGACGUUGUCUUCCAAAAACAAUUGGAAACCUCCUUGAUGUCCAAUAUUGAGCCAACGUCUGUACUCCAGAUGUCUGGACUGGAAACUUCAAAACCCUUGAUUCAAAUCAAUGAGUCGAUUUUCCAAGGUCGCUGGGUCAAAGUAAACGGAACAGAGAUGAUAUAUGAUGACAGUGGAGAGCUAGUUGCUAAAGUAGAUGACCGCAUCCAAUUGACUGCUGGCAAACUAAAGAGAAAGGAGGAGAAUCCUGAUGUUACGGCAGACCAAGAAAUGUCCGACUUGAGAAUCAAGUCAGAGAAGGGAACGACAUUUUUGAGCGAAGUAUUGAACUUGGCGGAUCAUGUUGAUGAAGAGCAUAGACAGAAUGAAAGAGCCGACACGCCCUGA
Molecule: messenger RNA, 1386 nt
Organism: Komagataella phaffii GS115
Lineage: Eukaryota; Fungi; Ascomycota; Pichiomycetes; Pichiales; Pichiaceae
Product: One of six subunits of the RNA polymerase III transcription initiation factor complex (TFIIIC)
Exons: 2
Coding region: 1-1386 (461 amino acids)
Source: RefSeq, a predicted model, not a curated record